Malaclemys terrapin pileata is the source of this 7250-nucleotide messenger RNA. RefSeq names its product SEC22 homolog C, vesicle trafficking protein (gene SEC22C). The coding region runs from base 402 to 1313 and encodes 303 amino acids. The transcript has 9 exons. Gene Ontology annotation, biological process: endoplasmic reticulum to Golgi vesicle-mediated transport. Lineage: Eukaryota; Metazoa; Chordata; Testudines; Emydidae. The record is from RefSeq and is a predicted model, not a curated record.
GUUUGUUGUGGGGCCGCCGCCUGGUGGCUGUGACCGGGCCCGCGGUGGGGAAGGUUAAAGUCUGGGCAUUUUUGUGCACUGUUUGUUUUAAACAUCGAUAUUACAAGAGCAGGUGAAAGUUUCUUUGAGUUCUAUGAUUCUUCCUUAGCAGGCCACCUAAUAUCCCAUGGAAGCCAAUUAAGUGUCACACUGUAUCUGGUACAUUCAAGAAGCACAGCGGAUAUGUCCCUCAAAAAUGUACCGUGAGAGUUCAGCAGCAAAAAUGCUAGAAGACUAAGGCAUCAACUUACACAUCAUCUUAGAAAUAGAACUCAAUGGAUCAUCUGAAAAAACUUGCCAGUGAGCUGAUCAGCAUACUCCAAUAUUCUAGGAGAUUGUCCUCAUGAAUACUCUUGUGGAGGAUGUCCAUGAUCCUUUUUGCUUGUGUGGUGAGAGUGAGGGACGGACUUCCACUUUCAGCCUCUACGGAUUUUCAUCUCAACCAGGACUUUCUUGAAUGCAGGAAGAGACUGAAGGCAUUAUCCUUAAUUCUGGCACAGUAUCCUGCUCGAGGCACAGCAACAGGACGUGGCUUCAUCAUACAUUUUCAUUCUUCUGGGGACAUCGCCUGCAUGGGGAUCUGCACCAGUAGUUGCCCAACCGUCAUGGCAUUUUGUUUCCUGGAGGAGCUCCAGUGGAAAUUUUCUGCUUCAUAUGACUCUACGAGCAUAAGCUUGGCUACCAGACCCUAUGCUUUUCUUGAAUUUGAUAAUAUUAUUCAGAAAGUGAAAUACCAUUUCAACUACACAAGCUGCUCUCAAAUGAAGAACAGCCUGGAGAAAAUUCAGGAAGAGCUGAAGUUCCAUCCUCCUGUGCUUCUGAAACUAGAGGAUACAGAGCUGAUGAACGGGAUGAUUAACGGGCACACAGAAGUGCAGAUGGGGUCUGCCCCUACCUACAGAAUGCAACCUGUGACUCCUUUGGGGAUUCUGUCCCUUGUUCUCAACAUCAUGUGUGGGGCUUUGAACCUCAUUCGAGGAGUUCAUCUAGCAGAGUAUUCUUUUCAGGAAGACCACGAGGGAACUGGAAAUGUAAUAGCAUUUCUCCUUUCUUUUCUAGCCUGCAUUUUUCAGUGUUAUUUGUACUUGUUCUACGGUUCAUCAAAGAAGAUGAAGGCGUUCGUACUGUUUUUCUCCAUUUGUCUAUGCAACAUUUACUUGUAUGGAUUAAGGAACAUCUGGCAAAUACUCUUUCACAUAGGCGUGGCUUCUCUUUCUUCAUAUCAGAUACUGACAAGACAACUGAUGGAGAAACAGCCAGAUUUUGGAGUAUGAAAACACACGUGGGAUUCAUCACUCAUAUUUUAAAAACUCUUGUAUUUGCUUACACUGGCCAAAAGUACUUUGGGGAAUAUUUUAAAAAUGCACAACGAUGGUUAUCACGAGAGAGAGAUUUUGAAACGAAACAACUCGAAAUAAACUGUGCUCUUAUAAUUAGUGUCAAAUAGACAUGCAGGGGAUUAGUUGUAGGUCAGCUGUGCAUUGAAAACUAUUUGCAAGCAUUCGUAAUGGAGGUUCUCACUGCCAUUGAGAAUCUUCAGUACUCAGUCUUUUCAGUGUACUCCUUGACUGACACCAAACAGUCAAUCUCUCUUCAUUUGUCUCAUUUGCUUUGCAACAGUUCACCGUUUCAGUGUGUUGCCCUGGGAGUUUGACAGAAAACAUUGAAAUUGUACAUUAAAACCAAGACUGAUUUAAAAUUGGGGAUAAUAAUGCUUAGCACUUUCAUCUAUAGAUCUCAAGUUGCUUGACAGAUGUAAGCUAAGGAGGCGUUUGUCAUAAUUAGUUAGUAAUUGGUGGGGGAAAAAUGCUUUUAGUGGGAUCUUCAGGGUAAUCCUAUUAAGGUGAAAUAGAAUUAUAGGGUCUGAAGAAAAGAAAAGGGCAGGGGCCCUUUUAAAAACCAUAAAGGAUGUAAAAUGUCUCUUGAGUAAACUGUACAUCUUAAUUGUUGGUACGGUGUGAGCUUGAAGUAAGUUUGAAGCUGCAUAAAACAAACCUAGAAAAAACACAACUGACCUUUCAGCCCAACUGGCCUUUAUUUCCUUGUUGAAGGUCACAUUGUUUGAAAGGGUAAUAAUAUGUUUGUUUGGCUUAUACAGAUAAAUAAGCUUGGAAGAUGUAUUUUGUGACAACCCAAUGAGUUUUUCCACCUUUCAAAAGAUACGUUAUUAGCGAUUAGCAAUCCAUUCCCCACCCUGGAAAGCAAGAGCAGGUUCUCUUUAUUUUACAUUUAAGCUCUCGUGCUACGGUUAAUUUAUGAGCAUGCACUUUUGAAUAUAGUCAUUAGGAGCUGAAUUUGUCCACCUCUGCUGCAAUGUAUAUUCUGGUAUUUAAUGUGCUGAAGUACAUACUGACAUUUUAAAUGUCUAUGAACACUUUUUUGAUACUUUUUCGGUAAAUUGUAUAGAGAAUGUCCUAAUAUUUUGAUGCAGCUAUCUUUUGGAGGGUUAGUGGAGAAUCUGAAACUGAGAAAUCACAGGAAGCUUGUAGGUGUAAUAUUGUGGAGGUACCUUCUUAAUUUUUUCUCACUUAACCGUUUUAUGGUAGCCCCAUGUAUUAUGUAGAAUUUCAUCCCCUUGCUGAGGAAUUGUUCUUUCACUUAAUGACUCUACCUUUCAUGGUUGCAAAGAGAUUAAAUUGAUGGAGAGUUACCUUCCUGACUCUGUAGGCAGCUUAAAUGUUGGUCAAUAUUAUCUAUUUCACUACUGACUAUUCUAGCAGAAACAUCCAGCUAAUAUUUUAAACCACAGUCCCACACAUUGUGUGCUAAAAGCCCUAACAACUGACUAUCCAGCUGCUGAAACCUCCAGCUUCCUCUGACAACUUGUGCAAUGCAACUCUGUGCAGCCAAUGCAUAAAUCUGUGCAUAAAGAUUUAAGUGACUGGAUAUUGCAUUGAUGUCUGCUGUUCUCAGUAGUACAGCCUUUACUGUACCUAGUCCAAUGCACUGCUACAGAGAAAUAGAAGAAUCAUUUGCUGUGUUUUUGGGACAUGGAAAGGCACUGUGGUGUAAAGGAAGUUCCAGGAGUAAAUAAACUUUAAAAAGGGAAAAAUAUAUAAGAAGGAAAGGGAUAAAAUGGAACGUCAGAAACAGUGGCGGGGAGAAACCUAGAGACCAGUGGAAACUUUAGCUAGAUAGGACACAGUAAAUUGGAUGUGAAAUUGCAAGAUGAUAUGACAGCCAAAAAGGCCUUAUAAUUGUAGGCUGCAUGGGAUCAGGCAUGUCUCAGAGCAGGGAAGGAUCAUAAUACUUCAUACAGCUCGGAUGCAAGCACUCAGAGAAUUAUUUCAUUCAGUUCCAGAUAUCGGUACCAAAGAUAGACGCACUGAAGGGUGUCCACAGAGGACUGUCCAGGUAUUGAUAUUUGAAGAGAGAAGGGAAAGUCACUGCUUGGCAUAGUAACGAAAGGGGUCGACCUAUCUUGAUGUUUGUCCUUCAGAUAUCGGGUCAGAUGAGCGAGAAGUUAGGGCACAAGAAGGCAUAACUAAGGCUAAUAGAAUGAAACUGAGGAAAAGGAACAUUUAGGUUGACUUUAGCAAAGUUUUUGAUACGGACUUCCACAGUAUUCUUGCCAGCAAGUUAAAGUAGUAUGGGCUGGAUGAAUGGACUAUAAGAUGGAUAGAAAGCUGGCUAGAUCGUCGGGCUCAACGGGUAGUGAUCAAUGGCUCCAUGUCUAGUUGGCAGCUGGUAUCAAGCGGAGUGCCCCAAGGGUCGGUCCUGGAGCCGGUUUUCAAUAUCUUCAUUAAUGAUCUGGAGGAUGGUGUGGAUUGCACCCUCAGCAAGUUUGCAGAUGACACUAAACUGGAAGGAGUGGUAAAUACGCUGGAGGGUAGGGAUAGGAUACAGAGGGACCUAGACAAAUUAGAGGAUUGGGCCAAAAGAAAUCUGUUGUUGUUCAACAAGGACAAGUGCAGAGUCCUGCAUUUAGGACGGAAGAAUCCCAUGCACCGCUACAGACUAGGGUCCGAGUGGCUAGGCAGCAGUUCUGCAGAAAAGGACCUAGGGGUUACAGUGGACGAGAAACUAGAUAUGAGUCAACGGCGUGCUCUUGUUGCCGAGGAGGCGAACGGCAUUCUGUGCUGUAUAAGUAGGGGCAUUUCCAGCAGAUCGAGGGACGUGAUCAUUCCCCUCUAUUCGACAUUGGUGAGGUCUCAUCUGGAGUACUGUGUCCAGUUUUGGGCCCCACACUACAAGAAGGAUUUGGGAAAAAUUGGAAAGAGUCCAGUGGAGGGCAACAAAAAUGAUUAGAAGGCUGGAGCACAUGACUUAUGAGGAGAGGCUGAGGGAACUGGGAUUGUUCAGUCUGCAGAAGAGAAGAAUGAGGGGGGAUUUGAUAGCUACUUUCAACUACCUGAAGGGGGGUUCCAAAGAGGAUGGAUCUAGACUGUUCUCAGUGACAGAUGACAGAACAAGGAGUAAUGGUCUCAAGUUGCAGUGGGGGAGGUUUAGGUUGGAUAUUAGGAAAAACUUUUUCACUAGGAGCAUGGUGAAGCACUGGAAUGGGUUCCCUAGGGAACUGGUGGAAUCUCCUUCCUUAAAGGUUUUUAAGGCCUGGCUUGACAAAGCCCUGGCUGGGAUGAUUUAGUUGGGGAUUGGCCCUGCUUUGAGCAGGGGGUUGGACUAGAUGACCUCCUGAGGUCCCUUCCAACCCUGAUAUUCUAUGAAAACUGCUUGAUACUAAGAUCUAUUAAACUUUGUGGAAUUGGCUAAGGCAGCAGGUCCCAGACUUCAUGAUUAAAAUAACACUUGGGCCUGGUCAAAACCAGGGGGAGGAGGGGGGAAGGGGAUGGUUCUAAGAUACGCAACUUCAGCUACGAGAAUAGCGUAGCUGAAGUCAACGUAUCUUAGACUUAGAAUCACUUACUUCAUGUCCUCGCGGCGCGGGAUCGACGGCCGCCGCGCCCCCGUCGACUUUGCUUCUGCCUCUCCCUGAACUGGAGUUCAGCAGUCGAUGGGAGAGCGAUCGGGGAUCGAUUUAUCGUGUCUACACUACAUGCGAUAAAUCGAUCCCCGAUGGAUCGAUCGCUACCCGCCGAUCCAGCUGGUAGUGUAGACAUACCCUUGCCUAAAAAUUUGAUGUUUGAAGUACCAUUUGCAAAUUUUUCCUUUUUUAUUUUAGUAUUUCUGAACUCAUCGUAAAAUAAAUGCACAAGGAAGCCUAAAAUUAUAACCUCCUUUUUUAAACAUUUCAAUUUUUUUAUCAGUGAAUUAAAAAGCACAAUGAAACAGCAAUUGUUGGUCUUUUUUGUAUUACUCAAAUGACAAGGAACAAUUAAAUGUCAAGUGACAUGUUGACGUAGCUCUGUAUGCUGCUAAGCUAUGUCAAGGCCUGACUUUUUAAUAUAUCAAUUCAAAGUUCCUCCUCAUUUUUAUCUGGACUAUUGUUGAACAUGAGCCAAAGUUCUUUACUUACUUUUUGACAAUAUCUAAAAUAAGAGCUAAUCAAAAUGUUUUGCAUUUUCUCUGAUAAACAUAUAAAAGUACCAUUAAUGAGAAGGGUGUUCUUGCUUCACAGAUCACGGUUGCUUUGUCAGGUAAAUUUUGCUGAGCUUCAGCUGAAGGUCUGGUCCUGCAGACCUAAGUUUCAUCUUGUACUUUUUUUUUUUUUUUUUUUUUUAAAUGGUGAUCAGGGCAGAAAUCCAGUUCUGUCAGGGAAAUCUUUCUGAACAUUCAGCCUAGUAGCACUUGUUCUGUUCAUGUGAACGGAGGUCUUAUUGGAAAAUAAGCCACGAAGAUGACGAAGAGUAAACUUUUUUUUUAAUCUGUUUUCUAAAUUUCCAUACGAGGCUCUGCCUUGCUAAGGUUACGGGACAUGGUGCUCAUACCUCUGGCUAGUCUACUAGGCACUCUUAACCAGGUAGCAGCGCAUUGACUUAAAUAGGGAAGGCUAUUUCUGCUAGGAAAAGGGGUAGGAGUUUUACUUUGUACAUGGACAAAACAUUGUGGGGAGUAACCUGAAUGACAGGAUCUGAUUUCUACGUCUCCCAUGGACCCUGAUCCUGGUAGUUUUGUACUUGUCUCCACUAAACUUAUUUGAAUAAAGCUAGUCUUGCAUAAACUUGGGCAUCUAGAACACGUAGGUAUAUCAACACUACUAUCUGGAGAUGUGAAUUCCAGCGCAGGGAGGACAUACCCUCACUAGCUCUCAUUCAGCUGGCAUGCGUAGCCCCGGUGUUACAAGUGAUGGGAGGGCUAUCUGCCUUGAGUACAUCCCGUCCAAGACUCUGGGUUUAAGCAUAAUGAAAUGAAUCACUGGAUUUACCUCCUGGAAGGAUCAUCCAACCCAAGAAUCUUUAGGAAAGCAAUACAGCAAAAUCUCUCAAUAAAACGUCUGCUUGUCCCGUUGGAUCCUAUGUUUGGUGAAUGGACAAACACCUGAUAGAAAUUCGUUACAAAGGAAGUAGGAUUGGCAGGGAACCAUUCACAGAGAGAUUUGGUUCUAUAAUGUGGGUAAUCCUGCCUACAAGAUCCAUGUUAGGGAACAUACAUUUAGCAAUGUAUGUCCAUUAAUAUCUGAACACUUCUUCCAGCUUGGAUUGUGAUUCAGAGACCAAGGAGAGUUCAAGUUAAGCAUGGACUGUCCUAAUUUUUUUUUCUGUAAAUGUUUACAAUGGCUUCUUGGUAUGUUAAUUCUGUGCACAGUGCGUGUAUAAUAUAUGUUUAAACUUCCUUUUGCUAAAACAGGAAAAGAGAUAACAUAGUUUACAUUUAUACGAGUCCUUCAGGAUUUAAUAAAACGAGCGUUUUACUGUUUGAGAACAGAAAAUCUGGAUCAGAACACUAGGAUUGUGCUUGUGUUGAAUCAAAUCUUUAAAAGGAAUCAAUUUUUUGUCAGAACCUUAGACCAUUUAAAAUUGUUUAUCCACUUCAUGUGAAAAUCGAAAGUGAGAAUUAAGUCCUUUGGAAACUCUGUUCAUCUAGAAAUAUAACACAAGAAAAUAGGCCAAGAGUAAACCUUCCUUACAGUUAAAAUAUUUAUAGUGCUUUGCCAACUUAUGAAAUAUUGACCCAUUCUCCCCCUGCCUUUUUAACCAAAGAUCUGUUAAGGUUUCUUGAAAGGCUGGCUGGUACCUUUUUUAAAAAAACUUUUGCACUGCAUUAACAAUUGAACCUGUGUAUAUGUAUGUAAAGUCAUUUUUUGCACGUGUGUUUGUGUAUAUAUGUACAUAUCUAAUAUGAUUAGAGUAAAAAAUAAAUGACUUUUUAUAAUG